This is a messenger RNA of Brienomyrus brachyistius, 1354 nucleotides long. It is a transcript of the gene cfap161, whose product is annotated as cilia and flagella associated protein 161. The transcript has 7 exons. The record is from RefSeq and is a predicted model, not a curated record. The coding region runs from base 85 to 1020 and encodes 311 amino acids. Gene Ontology annotation, biological process: cilium assembly. NCBI's taxonomy places the organism in Eukaryota, Metazoa, Chordata, Actinopteri, Osteoglossiformes, Mormyridae. Gene Ontology annotation, cellular component: motile cilium.
GCCGCUACCAUAGUGACGAGGUGUAAACAAUCGGUCUCGGGGAGACGCCGCGGGGAUUCCCUCGAGCCGGCUGGUCACCUUACGAUGGCCGCUAUCAGGACUUAUGGGCGCCAUGUACGCGUCGGUAACUGGAGCGAAGAUGUCGUUCUCGACGAGGAAAAGCUGAAGGACUUCCUGCAGAAGAAAGAUAAAGGAGAGUUGGUUUUCCAGAAGACAAACUUUGUAAAACAGAAUAUGCUGAAAAAGAUCGACUUGACAGUAACAACUGAUGGAUGGUUACACUUUGGGGAUGUGGUGAUGCUGGUUAACCCUGGCGGUGACCAGGGCGAGCACUCGCUAGGCUGGCAGGGGAGAGAUGCAGCGGCCGUUAGCAUGCAUUUGGACCCUGGCUCCACUGCAAUGAGCUCACUUACCCAGGCGCCCCGCGAGGUCACUGCGACCAGAGCCGUGGAAUCUCGUGCCAGGACUGCCUUCGUCAUCACCAGCGUUGAUGGGACUCCGGAGGGGGAAACGGUGAAAUAUAAUCAGAAUUUCGCCUUUCGUUUAAAAGAUGCGUUUGCUGGCGAGCUGUACCUAGCGAGUGAUCAGCGGACGUUCCUGAGAUGUGCCAGGGGGUCCUGCCUACAGGAGGUCAGCCUGACCAGCCACCCGUCCUUCCUCACCUGCUGGCAGGUGGUGUGCCUGGACCCACAGGAGCGUAUGGAGAACGAGGGCCUUCCUGUCCCGGUAAAUAAAAAGGUCCUUAUCACUCACUGCAAGACAAACCAGUGCUUAGCUGUACUUGGAAAUUAUGUUUUGUGGACAGCCUAUGGAAAGGAGUACGAGGUGGUGGCCCAGACCUUCCUGGACUCCCACAAGGCCGAGCGAGAGAUGAACCACUGGCUGCUGGUUACUGCGGACAUCGCUGUGCAGGGCCAGGCCAUGAGAGACAGACCCCAUACAAUGGCCUCCAUGUCAGCUACUGAGGAUUCAGCGCAUUGUGGUGCUAAAGGCGGCGCUGAGGACGAGCGAAAUGAAUAAAAUAUCAUUCAGUAGAUUAAAAGAAUUUCAAAUUUCAUUAGCUAUAUUCUGCAUACAAGAGGCUGUAACAUCUAGCAUGCUUCACAAUAUUGCCAUGCUGACAAUGUGUAGUAAUGUACAUCCUUUUCCAACAGGGGGCGAGAGCAGCUUACUUUAUGUAGCUAUAGACCUGUCUGUAAUAUUACCAAGGUGAUAAAAUGUGUUCUGUCAUGUGGAUAUUUAGCUGUUAACAGUCUAAACUGCUUAGUGAGUUUCUUAUAUACUGUCUCGUGUUCUUUUCCCUUAUUUGUUUAUUACAUAUAUCUAUAUAAUAAAAUACAUCUGUCUUCUAAGG